AUUAUGUUCCAGUUCAAAAAGAAAGAAGUGUGAUCUCGGCGUUGCCGUUGUGCCGUGCGAUUCGAUUCGCGCCCAUCCAAUCCAGGCAGGCCGGCCCAGGUUCCCUCCUCCUCGGCGACUCCGCCGCGCGCCGGCGCACAAGUCCAGUCCCCGCGGGCUCGGUUCCGCUGCAGCCAUACUCGAGAGCAUGGUUCCUGCAGCCAUGGCGGUCUCCGCCCCGUUCUGCCACGGCGUCCUGCCCUUCCCGGCCGCAGCCAGGGGCUCCUCGGCGCGCUCCCGAGGGGGGAGGCUGGACCUCGCCGAAGGCUGCUGCUCCGGCCCUAUCGCCGCCGCGGCCCCAGUCACAGGUGCCGCCCGCGUCGGCAGGAGGUGUGAGCUCUUUGAUCUCCAUCGGCAGAUAGUUCCUUAUGUUGAUUCGUGGGGUUGGCAGAAGUCCAUUGUUGAGAGGAGGAAAGCGUUGGUAGGCAUAGACACCGACACAGAUGAAGAUCACUCGGACACCUUAAUCGCACUGCAACAUCCACCGGUCUAUACAUUGGGCAACGGCAACGACGAGAAGUACCUCAAUUUCAAUAUAGAAGAUUCUCCUAUUGAGAUUCAUCGUAUUGAUCGUGCUGGGCAGGUGACAUAUCAUGGUCCUGGACAGCUUGUUCUGUACCCGAUUAUCAAUUUGCGGUAUCAGAAGAAGGAUCUUGUCUGGUACCAAAGAUCACUUGAAGGUGUGAUCAUUCGUGCCCUUCAGUCUGCAUUCUCUAUUAAGGCAUCAAGAAUAGAAGGCCUCACUGGUGUCUGGGUUGGUGAGCAGAAAGUUGCAGCUAUUGGAAUUAUGUGUGCAAGAUGGAUAGUAUAUCAUGGUCUAGCGCUAAAUGUCACAACUGACCUAACCCCUUUUCAACACAUUGUUCCCUGCGGCAUAAAGGGCCGUGGUGUUGGUAGCAUUAAGCAGAUAUUACAGAAGGCUUCCAAUGGUACAGAACUUAAUGAUGCAGAGCUAAUGGAUAUAGCUUAUGAAUCAUUGAUCAAAGAGUUUGCUGAGUUUUUCCAGCUCUCUCUGGAACCCAGCCCUGAUUUGCGUCUUUAGCUAGAUA
Triticum aestivum (bread wheat) is the source of this 1088-nucleotide messenger RNA. RefSeq names its product octanoyltransferase LIP2p2, chloroplastic. The transcript is spliced from 4 exons. The record is from RefSeq and is a predicted model, not a curated record. Gene Ontology annotation, biological process: protein lipoylation. Gene Ontology annotation, molecular function: lipoyl(octanoyl) transferase activity. The coding region runs from base 188 to 1081 and encodes 297 amino acids. Lineage: Eukaryota; Viridiplantae; Streptophyta; Magnoliopsida; Poales; Poaceae.